This is a messenger RNA of Klebsormidium nitens, 2278 nucleotides long. NCBI's taxonomy places the organism in Eukaryota, Viridiplantae, Streptophyta, Klebsormidiophyceae, Klebsormidiales, Klebsormidiaceae. The record is from the annotation of a GenBank genome assembly.
CCUAGAGGCUAGCGUAGCUGAGCAUCAUACAAACGUAUUGUUGUCUAGGUGAGCUUGCCUCCCCCUCGCCCGCACAUGUACAGCAAAGAGAAAGGAGUAGGAUAGAGGCGCAAGUGAUUUUGUUGCCAACAAGCCUGUUCGUUGGCUCCUGAAUUCGUUAAAGCAGCAAUGGCUCAAGUGCAGGCGCUCGGAUCCUGCAGAAAGUUUUCUGGCUGGUCGACGCAGAGACACUGCCGUGUGCUUCCAUCCAGCGUGAUCACCCCUUUCCCACCACCUUCCCAUCGGCUGCGCAUAAGCAAAAGUCUGAGCAGGCAAUCAUCCUACUCUCAGCAGCAUCGUCGGAGCUGCUUUUCUGUUUCCACAUGCAGACUUUCAGGAGAAAGUAAAGAUCCUAACAACAAGAAAGAACUUUCUAGUGGUGAUGCAAUCAAAUUGAAAUGGUCCCAAACAUCUCCAAGAAAGACCCAGCAAUGCCGCAGCAGCAGCGUCGGCGUCGAAGCGUUCCAGGAGCAGGCGCGGGGUUUGCAGGGGGACGGAACAAUCACCCUAUCAAGAGAAGAAGAGGGGGAAAGCCUGCCGGGCAGCGAGCCAGCUCAGAAGGAUGCCAACCAAUCAGCACCUGGUGGACACGAUUUCCAGUGGGCGGAGAAUUGGUACCCGAUCGCAGUGGAGCGGGACGUGCGGAAGGAGCUGCCCCUUGCAGUGACGAUUUUGGGGAAGCCUCUAGUUCUAUGGUGGGACCGGAACAAAAGGGAAAAGGGGCAGCCGGGAGGCUGGCGCGCAUUUUUGGAUAUGUGCCCGCACAGGCUGGCGCCACUCAGCGAAGGUCGGAUCGAUGAGGCGGGUCGGCUCCAGUGUAGCUACCAUGGGUGGUCCUUUGACGGGGACGCGCGCUGCCAGUCCAUCCCCCAGGCAGAGAAGGAGGGGCCGCAAGCUGCAGCCCACUCGUCCCCCCGGGCAUGUGCGCAGCCCUUCCCCACUCUACUUCAAAACGGCCUUGUGUGGGUGUGGCUGGAUCCAGCUACCGCCGACACCGCCUUGAAACGACCCCCCCCGCACGUGCCGGAAAUGGACGACCCGUCGUUUAGCAAGGACCUGGUCGCCCGAGACUUCCCUUACGGGUACGAUUUUCUGGUGGAGAACCUGAUGGACCCGUCCCACCUGCCGUUUGCGCACCACGGCAUCAUGAGCAACCGCAGCCGCGCGGGGCCGCUGCGCAUCACGCUGCGGGGGGAGAACCCACGGGGGUUCGUGGCGGAGCAGCACCCCCAAGGAAAGGCAGACUUCAGCGCGCCGGUGCUUUUUACGCAGGACAUCAACAUUCCUCCCAAGGAGAAGGAUGCCGCCAAGGGUGGUUCCGGCAAGAAGAUUCGGCUGUGUUUCUGGCUGACGCCCGUCUCCCCCGGGCGCUCGCGGCUCUUCUACGCCUUCCCCCAAAACUUCGUCACGUGGCUCUUCGCGCUGAUUCCGCGCUGGCUGCUCCACAUCCGGCAGCACUCCAUCCUCGACUCGGACCUCAUGAUCCUCCACCUGGCGGAGAAGCGGCUGCAGCGCGAGGGUGGCGGGACCGACAACUGGAGCCGGGCGUACUUCAUGCCGACUGCAGCCGACCGGUACAUCGUGGCGUUUCGGCGGUGGCUCACGAAGCACGGGGGCGGCCAGCCCGACUUUGGGCCGCAACCCGAGCCCGCCCCCACGGCCGCGCAGCCCGGCCGCAUGGAACUCAUGGACAGGUACGAGUCGCACACAAAGCAUUGCUCGUCCUGUAGCAAGGCCGUGCGUCGUCUCGAAGCGCUGCAAAAGGGCCUCGCUUUUGGGUCCGUAAGCAUAGUAGCGUUAGUUUCCGCGCUGGCAAGCGGCGGGGUCGUCAAGGCGCAAGCUUACGGUCCAUAUGCUCUCUUAGGGGCUCUGGUCAUGGCUGUGUCAGCAUUCGGUCUGAAAGGCGUCAUUCAGAAGUUCUACGUUGAGGAUUACAUUCAUGCACUUGUGAAGUGAGUUAGGAUAUAGACAAUACCUUUACGUUCAAAUCAGAGCACGCGGAUCUGGAGGCAAGUGGCAUACAGUUGUCAUGUAAGUUUUGUAGAGUUAGUCGAAGCGCAGGUAGAGGCCAUUCCAUAGCGUUGGAUUUGGUGCCAUCGUUCUCGUGUGCAAGAAUACGCAUGUAGUCCGAGUUGAUAUCCUGUACAUACGGAUUGUUGUUUCGACUAAUUACAAUUGAACACUCCUGAACCGUGUUUUAUUCGAUCCGGAGCAGUCCACCUCUAAUUAUCAAGCGAGC